Molecule: messenger RNA, 579 nt
Organism: Fusarium sp. VM40
Lineage: Eukaryota; Fungi; Ascomycota; Sordariomycetes; Hypocreales; Nectriaceae
Source: the annotation of a GenBank genome assembly
AUGUUGACGGCUGAUUAUCCAUCACUGGCCAGGGGCGAGACUACGAAAGGGCUUAUUGUACAGCUGAUCCACGAAAAGCUGGUCUCAGUAUCACUGCUCCGUGGCAUUGACCAACCACGAGCCUGCAUCACGGGACCUGAUGACAAGAAGCGAUGGAUGGCUCUUCCCAUUAGAGAAAUCUCUUGCCUGUCGAAGCACUUCCGCCCCAACGACUUCGGGGUUCCUGUCGCACUCUACUAUGAUGGUGCACAGGUCACAGAAGACGAUCCAGGAUCCAUUUUCGACUUCGCCUCAUCGUGGAUUGACUGCGACGAGCAAACAAAGUCAGAAAUUGCGGAAGAACUGAGGAACUCAUCACGAAUGUUAGAGAAAUGGAUGAUGCUUGUAUCCGAUGCUCCGAUGCUCAACAUCAACUCCUCGCUUCUUGACUGGGAGAGAUGUCUUGUUUUACACCAAACUUGCUUUGCCAGUAGUCUUUUGUCACCCGAGACACCCGAUGACAUCCCGGGUCUGUUGAACCCUGCCCUGUCAUUUGUUGCGGUUCCGAGAUCUUCAGUACGUCUUUUCGGGCCUUUUUAG